Messenger RNA from Lachancea meyersii CBS 8951, 372 nucleotides. NCBI's taxonomy places the organism in Eukaryota, Fungi, Ascomycota, Saccharomycetes, Saccharomycetales, Saccharomycetaceae. The record is from the annotation of a GenBank genome assembly.
AUGGCCAAAUUGCUCUCUUACAAGGAAAUUGCUGAACACAACUCGCAGGACGACCUAUGGAUGAUCAUCGAUGGUAAGGUGUACGAUUGCACCAAAUUCAUGGAUGAGCAUCCUGGUGGAGAAGAAGUAUUGUUGGAUCUCGGUGGACAAGAUGCCACUGGCCCAUUUGCAGACAUUGGCCAUUCUGACGACGCUGUGAAAAUGUUGGCCGAUCUGUACGUAGGAGACCUCGACAAAGAAAGCGAGCCCGUGCACAAGAAGGAAGUAGAACCAGCGUCUGCCACGACUGGUGGCGAGGGCAGCGGUGUGUUUGUGAUCGCUAUUUUGGCCGUUUUGGCCGCGGUUUUGUUCUACUUCAUGAACCAGGCCUAA